UGUCCACUUAUUUUUCUUACUGCUAUAGCCCCAGAACCUAAACAAUACCUAGCAGAGAGCAUUCAAAAAUAUUCACCAAUGAAUGAAUCUGAAACUAUGUGCAUGAUUCAGCCAUAGGAAGCCAUAACCUAGAGUUUCCUGUUAACAGACAAGAACUCUAAAUUCUAGAGGAGCUUAUCAAAUAUUGUCUCCCGGGCCCACCCGGGGGGAACCACGAAAGAGCUGAAGGGACGAGAAUGUAUCUCAUCUCCUCUGAGUUAAGUCAGAACUGCAGAGCCGAGAAGGCCAGCUUGCAGACCUUAAGUCUAAGUCUCUCAGUAUACAGUCGGUGAAACUACAUUCCAGAGGUGGGGCUGACCUUCCCCAGGGCACGUGUUCAGGUUGCCUGGCUCCAGGGCCAGCUAGAACUUUUUCCAGCACCUGUGUGGCCCAGAUGUGAAAGGAGGGAAAAUGACAUGGGUGGGGCCAACGAGACAGCCGUGACAGAGUAUGUCCUGCUGGGCCUAUGCGGCCACCACGACUUAGAGAUGGUCCUGUUUGUGCUCUGCCUGGGCAUCUACUCCGUGAACGUGCUGGGGAAUGCCCUCCUCAUCGGGCUUAACGUGCUGGACCCCCGCCUGCACAGCCCCAUGUACUUCUUUCUCAGCAACCUCUCUCUCUUGGACAUCUGUGGCACAUCCUCCUUCGUGCCUUUCAUGCUGGUCAACUUCCUGGAAGCCCAAAGGACCAUCUCCUUCCCUGGUUGUGUCCUGCAGCUGUACCUGACCCUGGCACUGGGCUCCACAGAGUGCGUGCUCCUGGCCGUGAUGGCAUGUGACCGUUAUGUGGCCAUCUGCCGGCCGCUUAGGUACCCAGAACUCAUGAAUGGGCAGACGUGCGUGCGGAUGGCAGUGCUGAGCUGGGGAACGGGCUUUGCCAACUCACUGCUGCAGUCUAUUGUCACCUGGAGCCUCCCGUUCUGUGGCCACCGUGUCAUUAACCACUUCUUCUGUGAGAUCUUGGCCGUGCUGAAACUGGCCUGCGGGGACAUCUCUCUCAAUGCACUGCUUCUAAUGGUGGCCACAGCUGUCCUGUCACUGGCCCCGCUCCUGCUCAUCUGCAUGUCCUACAUUUUCAUCCUUAAUGCCAUCCUUAGGGUGCCCUCUGCUGCAGGCCGGCGCAAAGCCUUCUCCACCUGCUCCGCCCACCUCACAGUGGUAGUGGUUUUCUAUGGGACUAUCUCCUUCAUGUACUUCAAGCCCAAGGCCAAGGACCCUGACCUGGAUAAGAUUAUUGCAUUGUUCUAUGGGGUCGUGACCCCCUCCCUGAACCCCAUCAUUUACAGCCUGAGAAAUGCAGAGGUAAAAGCUGCUGCCAUAGCUCUGCUGGGGGGGAAGCUGCUCUGCAGGGAAAUGCCCCGCUUUUCCUGUUCUCAACCUCUAUCCGGCAGGAGAGUCUAG
Messenger RNA from Pipistrellus kuhlii (Kuhl's pipistrelle), 1439 nucleotides. RefSeq names its product olfactory receptor 13C7-like. Gene Ontology annotation, cellular component: membrane. The transcript has a single exon. The record is from RefSeq and is a predicted model, not a curated record. NCBI's taxonomy places the organism in Eukaryota, Metazoa, Chordata, Mammalia, Chiroptera, Vespertilionidae. Gene Ontology annotation, molecular function: olfactory receptor activity; G protein-coupled receptor activity. Bases 456 to 1439 code for a protein of 327 amino acids. Gene Ontology annotation, biological process: G protein-coupled receptor signaling pathway.